AUGAGCCACUCGAGGAAGCAUGUGGUGACGGGAUCGCUGCACGACUAUCCGGUGCCCGAGGGCGAGCAGGAGAUCGUGCGAGUAACGGAGAUGCGUGGCAGCAACAUUGUCGAAGUACCCUUUGAGGAGGUGCUGAACAAAGCGGACAAGAAGCUGCGCGGUCGGAUCGCCACCGUGCUCUUCCCCAACCACGUCAAAAACAUCGAGCGACUGGGCUUGUGGCCAACGGAGUGGAAGUCGGAUGCAGCUAAAGUGGAUGAGAAGACGUCUCGAGGAGAGGAGGUGGAAGAAGACGAUGACGAAGUGGACGAUGAGGACGAGGACCCCUAUCUGCGACGACGACGAGGACGAAGAAGAAGACAGCGACGACGAGGACGAUGA
This is a messenger RNA of Acanthamoeba castellanii str. Neff, 381 nucleotides long. RefSeq lists its product as uncharacterized. Lineage: Eukaryota; Discosea; Longamoebia; Acanthamoebidae. Bases 1 to 381 code for a protein of 126 amino acids. The record is from RefSeq and is a predicted model, not a curated record. The transcript has 4 exons. Gene Ontology annotation, cellular component: nucleus.